This is a messenger RNA of Carya illinoinensis, 1014 nucleotides long. RefSeq names its product protein FAR-RED IMPAIRED RESPONSE 1-like. The transcript has a single exon. The record is from RefSeq and is a predicted model, not a curated record. The coding region runs from base 1 to 1014 and encodes 337 amino acids. Lineage: Eukaryota; Viridiplantae; Streptophyta; Magnoliopsida; Fagales; Juglandaceae.
AUGCGACCUCUGACUCCUCUCAUGACUACAACCUCCGAAACAGCCAAAAUAUUUGGUAAAGGGGAUACACCUAGUGAAACUACAGCACCAUGUUCAUCGUCUAGAGUUCAUGAACAAGGUGAAGAGGAUAGGCCAGAUUCAUGGGAAACAAACGAUGGCACUAUCAGGUCACCUCAGUUAGACCAAAUGGAUGGUGGUGAUAUGAUCGAGGAGCCAAAAACGGGGAUGGAGUUUGAUUCUUUAGAGGAAUUAAUGAGCUAUUAUAAGUUAUAUGCUAAGAAAUGCGGGUUUGGAUCCAUGACACAAAGGAGUGAGAGGGUUGACAAAGAGAGUGUCAGGUAUGUCACUCUUGGUUGUGCUCAUGGGGGAAAGGCUCGAAAUAAAAUGAUGAAUGUCGGCAAACCAUGCCCGAUAGGAAAGACUAACUGUAAGGCAAGGAUUAAUGCCUUAAAAGUUGAGGGAAAGAUGCAGUUGACCACAGUUCAUAAUACUCACAAUCACAGACUGAGUCCACAGAAAUCCCGCUUCUUCAGCUGUAAUCGCAAAGUUAGUGAGGUUGUAAAAAGAGUACUAGAUACUAACGACCUGGCUGGCAUCCGAAUGAACAAGAGCUUCUGGUCUCUUGUUGUUGGCAUGGGAGGGUUUGAGAACCUCCCAUUUUUGGAAAAGGAUUGUCACAAUUACAUAGAUAAGGCAAGACAUCUACUACUUGGGUCAGGUGGUGCUGGAGCGUUUCAAGACUAUUUUUCUAGAAUACAGUACAAGAAUCCUAGAUUCUUUUACUUGAUGGAUUUAGAUGAUGAUGGGAGGUUAAGGAAUGUCUUCUGGGCAGAUCCAUGCAGUAGGGUAGCUUAUCAAGAUUUUGGUGAUGUGAUAACAUUUGACGACACUACGUACCUGACGAAUAGGUAUGGGAUGCCCUUCGCACCCUUUGUUAGUGUAAACCAUCACGGCCAGUUGAUUCUCUUGGGAGCAUGGUUAAUUUCCAGUGAGGACACAGACCCUUUUAUAUGA